AUGCUGGCCACUACCUUCUCCUACCGCAUGUACAAGAGCGCGCUCAUCCUGGCCGCCCUUCUGGGCUCUGGUCAGGCUCAGCAGGUCGGUACUUCCCAGGCGGAAGUGCAUCCCGCCAUGACCUGGCAGACCUGCACCGCUGGCGGCAGCUGCACCACCAACAAUGGCAAGGUGGUCAUCGACGCCAACUGGCGCUGGGUGCACAACGUCGGCGGCUACACCAACUGCUACACCGGCAACACCUGGGACACGACCCUCUGUCCUGACGAUCAGACCUGCGCGUCCAACUGCGCCCUCGAGGGUGCCAACUACCAGUCCACCUAUGGUGUGACUGCCAGCGGCAACUCCCUCCGCCUCAACUUCGUCACCACCAGCCAGCAGAAGAACAUCGGCUCGCGUCUGUACAUGAUGAAGGACGACUCCACCUACCAGAUGUUCAAGCUGCUGAACCAGGAGUUCACCUUUGAUGUCGAUGUCUCCAACCUCCCCUGCGGUCUCAACGGCGCUCUGUACUUUGUCGCCAUGGACGCCGACGGUGGCAUGUCCAAGUAUCCAACCAACAAGGCCGGUGCCAAGUACGGUACUGGUUACUGCGACUCGCAGUGCCCUCGCGACCUCAAGUUCAUCAAUGGUCAGGCCAACGUCGAGGGAUGGCAGCCCUCCUCCAAUGAUGCCAAUGCGGGUACUGGCAACCACGGCUCCUGCUGCGCGGAGAUGGAUAUCUGGGAGGCCAACAGCAUCUCUGCGGCCUUCACCCCUCACCCCUGUGACACUCCUGGCCAGGUGAUGUGCAGCGGCAACGCCUGCGGUGGCACCUACAGCACCGACCGCUAUGGCGGCACCUGCGACCCCGACGGAUGCGAUUUCAACUCCUUCCGCCAGGGCAACAAGACCUUCUACGGUCCCGGCAUGACCGUCGACACCAAGAGCAAGUUCACCGUCGUCACCCAGUUCAUCACCAACGGUGGUACCGCCAGCGGCACCCUCAAAGAGAUCAAGCGCUUCUACGUGCAGAACGGCAAGGUGAUCCCCAACUCAGUGUCGACCUGGUCUGGUGUCACCGGCAACUCCAUCACCAACGACUACUGUACCGCCCAGAAGAGUCUGUUCGGGGACACCAACGUCUUCGCCAAGCACGGCGGUAUGGAGGGCAUGGGCGCUGCGCUCGCCCAGGGCAUGGUCCUCGUCAUGUCCCUGUGGGAUGACCACUCGGCCAACAUGCUCUGGCUCGACAGCAACUACCCGACCACUGGCUCCUCCACCACCCCCGGCGUGGCCCGCGGCACUUGCGACAUCUCCUCUGGCGUGCCCUCCGAUGUUGAGAGCAACCACCCGGACGCCUCCGUCGUCUACUCCAACAUCAAGGUCGGCCCCAUCGGCUCUACCUUCAGCAGCGGUGGUUCGGGCGGAACUACCACCACCGCGCAGCCUACGACGACCACUACCACUGGUGGCAGCACUGGCGGCACCGGUGUCGCUCAGCACUAUGGCCAGUGUGGUGGAAUCGGAUGGUCCGGUGCAACCUCUUGCGCGAGCCCAUACACCUGCCAGAAGCUGAACGACUACUACUCUCAAUGCCUGUAG
Molecule: messenger RNA, 1584 nt
Organism: Aspergillus viridinutans
Lineage: Eukaryota; Fungi; Ascomycota; Eurotiomycetes; Eurotiales; Aspergillaceae
Gene: cbhB
Product: putative 1,4-beta-D-glucan-cellobiohydrolyase
Exons: 1
Coding region: 1-1584 (527 amino acids)
Biological process (GO): carbohydrate metabolic process
Cellular component (GO): extracellular region
Molecular function (GO): hydrolase activity, hydrolyzing O-glycosyl compounds; cellulose binding
Source: RefSeq, a predicted model, not a curated record